CUUCUACCUGCCACAUCCACCAGCCUCAUCACGCAGUGAAGCAGAGCUUCUAACAUUGCGCAAGAUGAAGGGGAUUCUUAAAAGUCAAAGGAAUGCUGUGGCCAAGGUCGAGACGCAGAGCCACUCGAUCGGAGCGGUGCGCUGGAAUCUUCCAGAAGAAACAGUGCAGGUUCACAGCUCAGCUCCCAGCAGCAAUUUCAAGGGCGGCAAGAGCACCUCUUCACGCUCACAGCAAAGACACCACCAGCAGAGCCUGAAAGACCUCCGCAGUCUGCAGGAGUGCAUCAGCUUUCUCAACAACUGGAAGUUACAAGUGGCACAAGUCUGUAAGAAAGAAAGCGACGGCGAAGAGGAAGGUGCUUCAGGUGCGUCGUCUCGACACGACGACCCUCGGACCGAGCGCAGCCUGGAGGAGAGCCGCAAACUCAUCCUGCAGUGGGCCGAUGAACUCAAGAGCGUCGACAAGGUAUCUAAAGAGAGCCCGUGGCUGCAGGAGAGGUUCAAGUGCAGCGAGGACGAGAAGCAGAAGAAGAACGAGGAGGAACACGGAGAAGUGGUGCAGCAGAGGGUGAUGGAGUGGGCCAAAGAGCUGCAGAGUGUCUCAGAGAGCUGUGGCAUGCUGGGAGAUGAGCUGACGCAGAUGCUUCGUCUGCUCGGGCUGAAGAAGAAGAGGCUGGGUACUUUGAUGCCGCUGCUCGAGUUCAUCACCUGGUCCUUACUGAAGGACGACAGCAAGGACGUGGUUUCUCAGCUGUGGCUCUCGGCUAAGCAGCGCUCCUGGGAGGCAGGAACACAGCAGUACAUCCCUAACUCUGUGUGGAACUGGAUCACCAGCGCAUCAGUCGAUGUCACCCUCGACCCGUUGACAGCCCACCCCUGGCUGCUGAUCUCCGAGGAUCAGAAGAAGGUUCAGGAGGGUUCGGAGGAAGUUGACCUGCCGUACAGCCCUCAGCGCUUCGACAACUGGCCGUGCGUCCUCGGCUGGACGGGCUACACGAAAGGACGCAGCUACUGGGAAGUGGAUCUAGCCAACAACGGAUACUGGAGAGUCGGAGUCACCGGAGCGUCCUCCAAAAGGCACGGCCGGUUCCCCAUGAAGCCUUCCAAGGGUUACUGGACGCUGUGGAGGAGCACGCGACAGUUCUACGCCUGCACGGACCCCGAGACGCCGCUGCCUCUCACCCUGGUGCCCAAGAAAAUAGGAAUAUACAUCGACUACGAGGAGGGCCAGAUCUCCUUCUACAACGUGGAGAACAAAUCAAACAUCUUCACUUUCACGGGGCAUUUUCGCGGGAAGCUCUACCCUCUCUUCGCCCCGCUGGACGGGAGGACUGUCAUGACGUUGUCCUGUCCCGAAAACAACAGCGAUCUAUAAAUUAUUGUCGUUCUACAUGACAUUGAACACUUUCUUCGGCCUGCGCCUAAUUCAGGAAACAUUUCCACAUAGUAGCAUUAUUUAAUAUAUUUAUGGUGCCAGUUUUUCUGAAAAUAUUGUAUGUACUGUAUGUACAGUAUGUGUGUGUAUGCAUGUAGUAUAUGCUCUGACUUUCUUUUAUCGAUGUUCAAUUAUUACCGUGAUUGCUGCUAAACUGCACUUUAUUUUGUAAUUAUUCCGCCUUCAUGUGUUAAAAUGAACAUUACUGAACCAGAAUGUAGAUAUUAUAUCUUUAUAAAAUAUUUCUUAAAAGCAUAUUUUUUUCAUAUGGUGGAAGCAGGAGAGAAAUGAUAGUAAUGCAUGGAGUUUUAUUAGAAAUCUGUUUGCUUUAUUAAUAAUAAUAGUAGUGUUUAAUUUGUAGUGUAAAUAUACUGUAUUUUGUCUUUUUUUUGUUUAAUGAAGUCAGAAUAAGGUUUAUAAUUAUAUAUAUAUAUAUAUA
Molecule: messenger RNA, 1874 nt
Organism: Clarias gariepinus (North African catfish)
Lineage: Eukaryota; Metazoa; Chordata; Actinopteri; Siluriformes; Clariidae
Product: E3 ubiquitin-protein ligase TRIM39
Exons: 11
Coding region: 65-1375 (436 amino acids)
Molecular function (GO): protein binding
Source: RefSeq, a predicted model, not a curated record